UUAAAGAUCAGUCGCCGAAACAGUUGAUGUCGAGUAAAAUUUCUGUCCAGAGUAGACUAGGCCUAGAUUUCACUCUUUCAACAGGUUUGUGUUGAGAAGAGAUGGAAAGAGCAAGCGAAGCUAUGGAGGCUGACAUGGGUGCAGGAGACAGACCCUCUGCUCCUGCUGUUCCUGCCUCCAGGAAACCAACGCUGUCAUGGGGGGUGAAGAUCCGUAAGAAGUUGAAGACAGUGACUCCAUUCCUGGGGAAGUUCCGGCCCCUGGUGGGUCAGUGCUGCCACAAGUGCACCCCAGAGAGCCUGGGUCAGAAGUUGCUGCAGAACACCCCCUCACUCGGCUUCCAGAACCUUCUGAACAUCAAUGAGACUCACACAAGGUACCGGGGUUGGCUGGUGCGGAGAGUGUGUUGCCUGCUGUUCGUGGGAGGCUGCUGUGUCCACAGCAGCGGCAGCAGCCAGCGCGAAGACCGACUGCAUCGAGUGUGCUGCAGCGAGAGGGCAUGGAGCCUGCUGCCUGGUGUGGCCCACUCUCCGGGUGAAAGUGUCCUGAAGCAUCUGGAGGCCUCUGCCAGGGCGGGCGCCAGCAAGAUCCUCAGCUUGGCCAAUGCCAGCAUCUCGCCUGCCCUACUCCGACUGGUAGGCUGGUUGCUGCUGAAGUUCUUUGACCUUCUCUACUGCAGUGUCCAGGUCAAUCUCAACCAACUGGCCGCCCUGCGUCGCGCCGCCCAGAUGAAGACCCCGCUGGUCUUUGUGGCCAUACGUCAGAGUGCUCUGGAUCAAGCCCUCAUCGCUUUGGUGCUGUUCUGCCACAGCCAGAGGGUGCCCUACACCAUCUCUCCUGUGCAGGUCAACAACACUUUCCUAAGGGCUGUACUUCAGAGACUGGGUGUGAUCUUGCUCCCGCGUGGUGCAAUCACAGAGCAGGAUGCUGAGACGGACAGCCUCUACUCGCCCCUCAUGAGCGCUAUGACCGGGGCACUGCUACAGGAAGGCGAGAGCCUCAGCCUGACCCUGGCAGCGGACAGUGGGCACGGAGGCCAGUGGCUGGCACGUGCCCAACAGGCGCUCACCGACGGUGUGGUGCCCGACGCCAACCUCGUCCCCGUGGCCGUCUCCUACGACUGCCCUCCCGACCUGUGCGCCCUCCCUCAGGGUGGUGUGAGGUCUUUUGUGCGGUGGCUAGUGGUGCUGCUGUGGAGAGGGAGGAGAGGAAGUGUGCGGAUCCAUUUCGCACAGGCCUUUUCUCUGAAGGAGAUGAGUGAAACAGGAUUGUAGGGACAGAGGGCCCUACAGGAGUUGCUGUUGCCCACCAUCUCAACCACAGCGUUGUGCUCCUGCAGGUCGGAGGUGGGCUACGGGGAGAAGAGCGCGUCAUGGCUCCUGCCCUCCCCCAUCAUGCCCCAGCUCCAACCAGAGGAGAGACAGCGCACCAUCGCGCUCACCCAGCACCUCAUCCACUCCGCCACUUCCUGUAUGGCUGUGAUGGCCACCCAGCUCAUUUCCUGUCUCAUGCUGCACAAACACCGCAAGGGUGUGCGUGUGUCGGUGCUGUGCCGUGAGGUGUCCUGGCUGCUGGAGGAGGUGCUGUUCCGGCGGCGUGACGUGGGCUUCGCCGGCUCCCUGGUGGAGGUGGUGUACUGCGCCGUGACGCUGCUCGCGCCCCACCUCGUCAUGGCAACGCCGCCGCCCAGCGCAGAGCCCCUGCUGGCCCCCGGCCGCCGACCCCACGCACGGCACGCACUUGCCCGCCACGCGCACACGCUCACACACACCUUCAUCACCGAGGCUGUCGGAGCCUGUGCGGUGUCGGCCAUGCUGAGCGAGGUGGCCUGCUGCGGUGACGUGGGUGAGAUGGAGUUUGACGUGGCACUCUGCCAGGACGAGCUCACUGACAGAGCCCUGCAGCUCACACACCUACUGCCUGCAGGGUACAUACCGCCGUGUCAGUCUGCUCAGAGCUUCGCCCUGGACGCUGUGGAUAGUCUGGUGCGCUGUGGCAUCCUAAUCAUGGAGGAGAUACCCAAGGACAUAGUACAAUCCAAGGACACUACAAUCAGUAGGAAGAGAAAUACACAAACCCAAAACAUGGUUCCACGAGACACACCAGUGUGUGACAUCAUGAAGAGGCAGGGGACUCUGAUGUGGAACGCUGCAGAUGAAUCAGAUUACAGCGACUCAGACUGUGAAGAGCAGGAAGCUCGUUCUUACAAGUUGAGUCACCCCACCCAGUGUCCGAACAUGCUCUUCUUCCUCUGCAGUCUCCUGAGUGUCCAGUUGAGGGCGCUGUGCUGGGCCAUCCAGAGCUUACACCUGCUGCCCACCCCGCUGCCAGCAUCCCAUUGUGUGAUCCAGCUUCAUACUCAUGUGCGGAACCUAGCCAACCUGGACAGAGGACACCAUGAGAGCUCUUCCAUGGAUCUGGUGAAGACAUCAGUGCGUACUCUCAUUGACCUUGGGGUUCUGACUGAGGAAAGUGAGAACGGCCAUGUUUAUCUGGAUCUGAGUCCACUGUUCCAGUUAACAGAGAACAGAGAGAAGCUGCAUAAGUUUGUCUCUCAGCAUCUCUACAAUUAGCACUACUCACACACACACACAGUUUGAAAGGAUUGCAGUGAAUAGACACAUUUACGUUUACAUUUUGAAGCUCAUCAUUGUUUUUUAUUAUUAUUAUUAUUAUUAUUAUUAUUAUUAUUAUUAUUUUAAUUAGAAGAAAACAUAUCAACACGAAAGACAAACAAGUGGACAAAUAUAAUAAGGGGAAAAAAAGUGGGAAAGAGCUAGUUAAGGGAUAAUUAUUUUUUUUUUAUUUGACAGUUGAAGCCUUGCAAAAUACUCCACCAUUAUAGGUUUUUAAGUGUUAUCUUCAAAAUGACUCCCAUCUUUUUAUUUAGAGCAGUGAAGUUGAAUGUGUUUCUGUUUUAUAUACCCUGUUACCACUAGUGCAAUACUUCCUUGCCAGUGUUCAUAAUGUUUGUUCAACCAGGGUCCAGGCACUUAAGUAUAGUUCCUGUUAAUUUUGACUUGCUGCUCUUUGAUUAUGUAAGAUUGUGUUUACUGUAAACCUGGUGGGGAAAAGUUUUUAAAGAGGGCUGACACAAGGACAAGCUUUGUUUGCUUUUGUAAUGGUAGGCUGAAGGUUCAAUGUGCCUAAAUGUGUGCUAUUAUUUCUGUUUUCUGAUUGGUCCUGAAUGUUAAAACAAGAAUGUUCUAGAGAA
Molecule: messenger RNA, 3214 nt
Organism: Alosa alosa (allis shad)
Lineage: Eukaryota; Metazoa; Chordata; Actinopteri; Clupeiformes; Clupeidae
Gene: gpat2
Product: glycerol-3-phosphate acyltransferase 2, mitochondrial
Exons: 23
Cellular component (GO): mitochondrial membrane
Source: RefSeq, a predicted model, not a curated record